Cryphonectria parasitica EP155 is the source of this 1524-nucleotide messenger RNA. RefSeq lists its product as uncharacterized. Gene Ontology annotation, molecular function: L-ascorbic acid binding; procollagen-proline 4-dioxygenase activity; iron ion binding. The record is from RefSeq and is a predicted model, not a curated record. NCBI's taxonomy places the organism in Eukaryota, Fungi, Ascomycota, Sordariomycetes, Diaporthales, Cryphonectriaceae. Bases 1 to 1524 code for a protein of 507 amino acids. Gene Ontology annotation, cellular component: endoplasmic reticulum. Gene Ontology annotation, biological process: peptidyl-proline hydroxylation to 4-hydroxy-L-proline. The transcript has 2 exons.
AUGGCCAAGUCAAAAGCAAAGCGCAAGCAUCAAGCUGCCCAGGCUGUGAGCGGCUCGGUGGCAAAGAAAAUCAAGACCGACCCCUCGUCCUCCUCCCCGGUGGGCUCAAUCACGCUCACUGGCAGCAGCUCCUGCGAGCCCAAACUCCUGCAGACCAUCGUCCCAGAUGAGGAUCUCGAGAUCACUGUCGAGACCCUCCGCGCGUUGGCGGAAAACCCAGGCCUGAUCAAGUCCAAAGCAUGCAAGGAUCUGCGAGCCGCCGUCUUCGACUUCAAGCAGGCCUCCACCACCGGCGCCAUCGCCUCUAUCGACGCCAACCUCACCUCGCGCAUCAGCGGCGCCCUUGCUGACCAGAACUAUGUCGAUGCGCGCAUCAUGCUGGCCGAGAUGAAGAUUCGGGGCCAGAAGCCCAAGCUGGGUGCUCUCUGCCGGUGGGUGCGCGAUCUCGACGUCAUCAGCGGCCUGGCAGAGCAGCGUGAUGGAGGGGCUAAGAGGACUGCCCAGCAGCACGAGGUCCUCCAGGUUCUGGAUGCCAUCUUGAGGGUGGUCGGCCCGGUCGACUACACGGCUGGUGGCGACAACGACGACGAGGCCGGUGGGUUCGAAGUCGAGUCAGGAGGACCUAUGAUGGUGCGGCGGGCCUGGGACCUACGAGAUGGGCGAGAGCGGAAAAUGGUCUAUGACAGCGUUUUGGACGGAACCUUGACCGCUGCCGUGAGCGACAAGACGACGUCUCGGUUCAGGAUCAUCGAGACCACGCCGGGGCUCCAGCGGAAACCCCCAAAUCACCACCCCGCCGUCCUCCACGCCUCACAGGAUAAUACCAUUACCUUCUCCUCACCGCCCCCUGUCACUACGCAUCACAAGCACCCGGUCGUCCCCAACCUGCACCUCAUCAAGGAUGUCCUCACGGCCGACGAGUGUAUUCAGAUCAUCGGCGCGGCAGAGAAGAUCGGCUUCACGCCCGAUGCGCCGAUACGGGCCGAGGGCGAGGAGGUCAGCAUACUAGCACACAAUUUCUACUGGAUCGCCGAUGCUGCGUUCUGCGAGGGCUUGUGGAGGAGGGUCGAGCCGUUUGUACCCGCCAGUGUGGGUGGCAGAAGUGUACGAGGUUUGAACCGAAGGUUUCGUGUCUAUCGAUAUGUCCCUGGCGCCGAAUAUCGAGCUCACAUCGAUGGCGCCUGGCCCCCAUCGGGCAUCAGCCCACAAGACUCGUACAUUUACGACUCUAGCCCGCCUGAGGCUAAGCAAUCGUCACUCUUCACCUUCCUCAUCUACCUUAACGACGAGUUCGAAGCUGGUGAGACGACAUACUUCCUCCCCGGGACGAGGGAGGGCACGCUGAAUGCCUAUCCGCUCAAACCAAUCCAAGGCAGCGUGGCACUGUUCCCUCACGGCGAGGUGGAUGGGAAUCUCCUACACGAAGGGACUGGUGUACGUCAGGGCGACCGCCCUUCGGCAAAAUAUGUAAUACGUACAGAUGUCGAGUAUGAUGUGGAUCUGCAGAAGACGGCGGUGGUUUGA